AAAAAAAAAAGUUAUUAAAGGCGUGUCCUAAAAAAUUUAAUCAAACAUAAUUUUUCUUGUUAUCUACUCUUUUUUAACGUAUAAAAAAUGGAAAAGAAUGGAGAUAUUGAUGUUAGUAGUCUUACAGAUCAAAUAGAAACUUUAGGAACCCAAGAACCAAAGCAUAAUUCAUUACAAGAAUCAUCCCAUGAUGUUAUUAUUCAAGCAGUUGAUGAUGAUCCUAUACUUUCUAUAACAACUUUCGAAGAAUUAAAAGUACAUGAAAAUCUAUUGAAGGGUAUCUAUGAAAUGGGUUUUACGCGACCAUCAAAAAUUCAAGCAAAAGCUUUACCAUUGCUUCUUAAGACUCCUCCACAAAACAUGAUUGGGCAAUCUCAGUCCGGUACCGGUAAAACUGCAGCAUUCGUACUGACAAUGUUAAGUCGAAUAGAUUUUAAUUUGCAAUCACCACAGGCACUUUGUCUAGCACCAUCGAGAGAAUUAGCUCGUCAAAUAAUGGUGGAAGUCAGAAAAAUGGGAAAACAUACACCAGUAGUAACUGCAGAGGCUAUUAGAGAAUCUGAUAUUAAAAGUACAGUUGGAAAAACUAGAAAUGAAGAAUUUGCUAGCGCCCAAUUGAUUGUCGGUACACCUGGUACCGUUUAUGAUUUACUCAAGAGACGUAUUAUCAAUAAAACCCAUAUGAAGAUCUUUGUAUUAGAUGAAGCUGACAAUAUGUUAGAUCAACAAGGUUUAGGCGAUCAAAGUAUAAGGAUAAAAAAUAUGAUGCCCAAAGAUUGUCAAAUCGUACUCUUCUCAGCUACUUAUUCAACUCAAGUCCGAACUUUUGCCGGAAGAUUUGCACCAAAUGCAAAUCAAUUCUCCUUAAAAGUCGAAGAAUUAUCGGUAAAAACGAUUAAUCAAUUUUACAUGGAUUGCAAAGAUGAAAAUCACAAAUUUGAAGUUUUGGAUGAUUUGUAUACCUUGCUUACAAUUGGACAAAGUAUCAUUUUCGUGCAGAAACGUGACACUGCGGAUACGAUUGCAAGACGUAUGACUGAGAAAGGACAUAAAGUUAUUAAUCUUCACGGUGGUCUUUCAACGACUGAACGUGAUGAAGUAAUGGAUGGUUUUCGUAGGGGGGAUGCUAAAGUGUUAAUUACCACCAAUGUAUUGGCACGUGGUAUUGACGUUUUACAAGUAAAUCUAGUAAUCAAUUACGACUUACCAUUAGAUAAUUCUAGUAGGCGCCCUGAUUAUGAAACCUAUCUUCAUCGAAUUGGACGUACUGGACGAUUUGGUCGUACAGGAGUAUCUAUCAAUUUUGUUCACGAUGCAAAUAGUUGGGAAAUUGUGAAAGCUAUUGAAAAUCAUUUCAAUAGAGAAAUUGUUAAAGUACCAACGGAUAAUUGGGAUACUAUUGAGUCAAUUCUUAAGAAAGAAAUUAGUAAAUUAAAUUCAUAAUGAAUUACUUAUAAUAAUUUUUUUGACAAUUUUUUUUUUUACGAAUAAUUAAUAUAUUAUUAUUAGAUAGUAAACUUAUCAUUUUAUUUCAUUUAUUAUAAAAUCAUAUAAAAAGCAAAUUUAGUAAAUUUAGUAAUAUUAUUAUUUAUUAAAAAUUUUUAUAUU
Rhizophagus irregularis DAOM 181602=DAOM 197198 is the source of this 1608-nucleotide messenger RNA. The record is from RefSeq and is a predicted model, not a curated record. Lineage: Eukaryota; Fungi; Glomeromycota; Glomeromycetes; Glomerales; Glomeraceae.